AUGUCUCAGGGUACUCUAUACAUCAAGCCAACCGGCAGAGGUUUGUUGACCAAAUCUUUGGCCAAAUACUUGGAUUUGGACAUCAACGUUGUCGACGUCAGCGAAAAUGUUGAAACUUACAAGAAGGAAUUCCCAUUGGGUUUGAUCCCAGGAUUCAAGGGCCCAGAAGGGUUCCAGCUAACUGAGGUCAUGGCCAUCGUCUACUACUUCAUCGAAUUGAAGGGCGAUGAGAAGAUUGCUGCCGUUUUGGCCGGUGCCAACCUAGAGGAGAAGGCUCAGGUUAUGAGAAGCCUCUCCUUCAUCAACACCGAGUUGAUCAUGCCAUUUGCAACUUACGCUUACAUGCAGUUGGGUGAGACCUCGUACAACAAGAAGAUCUCUGACGAGAAGAAGCAGUACGCCGAGAACUCCCUCACUCUAAUCAACAAGAGACUCCAGGAAUACACCUACUUGGCCACCGAGGAAGUCACUGUUGCCGACUUGCUUCUAGCCAGCUUCUACAGCUUCAUCUCCAUCCUCGUUGUUGGUGACGACUUCAGAGCCAAGUUCCCAGCCGUGGCCAGAUGGUACAAGACUGUCUCGAACCACCCAAUUCUAAAGGGUGUGUUCGACACCUCCAAGUUCUUGAAAAAAUCCGUGGUCUACCAGCCACCAAAGAAGGAGUCCAAGAAGGCUGACAAGCCAAAGGCUGCCGAAAAGCCAAAGGCCGCUGAAAAGCCAAAGGCCGAGGAGCCCCCUGCUGAGCCAAAGAAGCCAAAGCACCCUCUAGAAGCCCUUGGCAAGUCCACUUUCAGUCUGGACGACUGGAAGCGUAAGUACUCCAACGAAGACACCAGACCCGUCGCUUUGCCUUGGUUCUGGGAACACUACAACCCAGAGGAGUACUCUCUAUGGAAGGUCGACUUCAAGUACAACGACGAGUUGACUUUGACCUUCAUGUCCAACAACCAAGUUGGUGGUUUCUUCAACAGACUAAGUGGCUCCGUCAAGUACAUGUUCGGCUGUCUCGUGGUUUACGGUGAGAACAACAACAACGGUAUCACCGGUGCUGUCAUGCUAAGAGGCCAGGACUUUGCCCCUGCCUUUGACGUCGCUCCAGACUGGGAAUCCUACUCCUACACCAAGCUAGACGCUUCCAAGGACCAGGACAAGGAGUUCAUCAACAACAUGUGGGCUUGGGACAAGCCUGUUGUCGUUGACGGUCAAGAAAAAGAGAUUGUUGACGGUAAGGUGUUGAAAUAA
Lachancea sp. 'fantastica' is the source of this 1242-nucleotide messenger RNA. Lineage: Eukaryota; Fungi; Ascomycota; Saccharomycetes; Saccharomycetales; Saccharomycetaceae. The record is from the annotation of a GenBank genome assembly.